UUUCCUUUCCUUUCCCCAGACGCAGCGGAGGGAAGGGGAAGAUUAGAAAGGAAGGGGAAGGAACAAGGAUUAACUAAAGCUGCGUAGAUUCGUGUACAACUAACACUUUGAGGUAGCAAUCAAAGAUCGGGCCGGGAGAAGGCGGCGGCGAGCGACGGUGUGGGCGGUGGUGGCCGGCCGGCCGGCGGGGGAAGCGCAGCACACGCCCCUUCUCCCUCUGCACGCUGCCUUGAUCGAUCCAUUCGGUACGGCUCUUCUACCCUGAUCGUGGAGAAAAAGAGUAUCAAAUCAAUUCCGCACUGCCAAUGCCUUCGUCUGCACCCGCCGUCGCCGCCGAGCCGUCGUCACUGUCGUCCCUUCCCGGCCGCGACGGCUGCUACUGACUCGACCUGGAUGUAGUAGCUAGCUAGCUCUCGAUUGACAUGUUGUAACAAGCCAGAAACACAAACUGAGCCGGCCGUUUGCCACGGGCUACUGCCACCACCAUCACCUGAUGGCGAUUGCGGUCGGCCACUGCCACGACCUCAAGCCGCCCGCCGUCCGCGGCCGGCACUACCGUCCGCACUCCGUCACCCAGCUCGACCGGUCGCUGCUCGAACGCGACAAUCAGGAACGGAAUGCACUGUCACCGCAGCGCCGGUGUCUCUCCUCCCCGUGCUUCACCACCGUGACCGAACCCGCCUCUGACGACGCCCACGACGACAAGAAGAUGCCCCGCGUGGAGAUCGUCGCGGGUCGCCACGCCCGCGGCGUGCACGAGCUCAUCGCGGAGGCCGCGGGCGCCAUCGCCUCAGGGACGCGGCUUGUGCCAGCGCAGAGCGGCCUCGGCGGGGCUUUGCUGCUCAAGGACGGCCGCUCCGGCGAGCACGUGGCGGUGAUCAAGCCGCUAGACGACGCGACGUCUUCUCCAUCGACCAACGUCGGAGGCGGCUACGAGAGCAAGGCCGUGCUCCGGGAGGUGGCCGCGUACCUCCUCGACCACGACGGGUUCGCCAGCGUCGCGCCGACGGCGCUGAUCAAGAUAUCCCGCCCCGAGAUGGAGACAACCGUGGCGUCCAUCCAGCGCUUCGUGGCGCACCACUACGACGCCGGCGAGCUCGGCCCGUCUAGGUUCUCCGUGACCUCCGUGCACCGCGUAGGAAUCCUGGACGUGCGCCUCCUCAAUAUCGACCGCCACGCCGGCAACAUCCUCGUCAAGAAUCCGCCCACCAGCGACUGCGCCGCGGAUGGCAGCACGUCGGCGGCGCCGCUGGAGCUCGUGCCGAUCGACCACGGCCUCUGCCUCCCUGAGGAGCUCGACGACCCGUACUUCGAGUGGCUGCACUGGCCGCAGUCGUCGCGACCAUUCUCCGGCACCGAGCUCGACUACAUCGCGUCGCUGGACCCUUUCAAGGACGCCGAGAUGCUCCGGGAAGAGCUGCCGUCCCUGACGGAACCGGCCAUCCGGAUCCUCACGCUGUGCACCGUCUUCCUCCAGCGCGCGGCCGCGGCGGGGCUCUGCCUGGCUGACAUCGGCGACAUGAUGACCCGCGAGUUCUCGUCGGCGGAGGAGGGGCUGAGCGCGCUCGAGGCCCUCUGCAAGAAGGCCGUGGACUCCAUCGACACCCAGUCGCCGAAGCGCGUGUCGUUCGGGGAGCUGGGUGGCGAGGAGUGGGCGGCGUUCAUGGAGAAGUUUGAGCAGCUGCUGCCGCCGGCGUUCGAGGACAAGAAGCGCGGGGCUGGCGUUGCGCUGAAUUAACGCCGACGACCGUGAUGAAACGUACGUACGUUCUGCACGCAGGGUGUACAUGUAUGCAUACGUGUGUCGUGGUGAUUUAACCAAAGAGAGAAGCCUUGCGUGUUACUCCUAUAUGUGUGUGUGCGUACAUUGGUCGAGGCCGUACGUGUACGUGAGCUUGUGCCGUGACAUGCUACGGAGAGCAUGCA
Molecule: messenger RNA, 1926 nt
Organism: Triticum urartu
Lineage: Eukaryota; Viridiplantae; Streptophyta; Magnoliopsida; Poales; Poaceae
Source: RefSeq, a predicted model, not a curated record